AUGGCCUGCCAAAUUCUCAGCGGAUUUUCUCUAAGUGAGGAACUGGCUGCGGCCGUCUCCGAACUUCUCAGUUCGCGCAACGUCCCAAAUGCCUUGUGGGGCAACUUUCUGCUCAUUGUUUAUGGCAUACCAUCUCUCUCCAACGUGAGCUUAGAUAUUGGCUUUGUGAUACCGGAUGAUAAAAUACCUACUGCACGGAAGAUAAUCAGCAAUAACACAGAUCUAGAUGCCUGUCAAGACCAGGACUGCUCCAUUAUCUGUCUUGGAAGUCACCCCAAGCCUAAAUUACACUUCCACCUUCAGCAGAAGGAUUUAUGCAUUGCAUUUUAUUCACAAUCAUUCGUUCUUCCAAAUAUUCACGACAUGACAGAUUGCGGCAAUGCCUUCAUCUCUGCCUCCGACCCAUGUCUCCCUCGAUAUCAACUGGGGUAUGGGAAGGGGGCUUUCUCUUCUAAAUAUCAAUCUGUCCGCAUUCCAUCCCCUUUCCGUUCUCAUGAUAGCUACUACAUAAGCUGGAUGGCCUAUAUGCUCGAGUAUGUUCAUCUUCGGGGUUUUUUUGAUUUAUCGGUGUUGCCAGGAGCAGAAAGGGAGUUUCUAGAAGAUGUAUUAUUGAAAGGUAAUUGUUCGGUGGCCGCUGGGAGAGAAAAAUUAAUGGCAUCUGAUAUUUGA
This is a messenger RNA of Microsporum canis CBS 113480, 669 nucleotides long. RefSeq lists its product as hypothetical. The record is from RefSeq and is a predicted model, not a curated record. Bases 1 to 669 code for a protein of 222 amino acids. NCBI's taxonomy places the organism in Eukaryota, Fungi, Ascomycota, Eurotiomycetes, Onygenales, Arthrodermataceae. The transcript is spliced from 3 exons.